Messenger RNA from Lachancea mirantina, 636 nucleotides. Lineage: Eukaryota; Fungi; Ascomycota; Saccharomycetes; Saccharomycetales; Saccharomycetaceae. The record is from the annotation of a GenBank genome assembly.
AUGUCCGGAGAACAAGUGAAUUCGCUACGGGACUCUUUAAACCGUUGGAACGAAAGUAGAGCUCAGAAUUCCCAAGGUUUCAACGAAGGUGCCAAGACUUUUCUUUCGUCAUGGGCAGAAUCUAUCAACACCAGAGCGCAGGACGUUUACCAGAGACUUCCCAUGACUCAACAGGAUUUGGUGCAGGACCAAGAACCGUCCUGGUUCGCGUUGUCGCGCAUGGAACGGCUCAUCCUCUUUGUAUGCUUCCUCUUGGGAGCCACAGGCUGUUUCACUCUGUGCGUUUUCCUUUUUCCAGUUCUCGCAGUUAAACCUCGCAAGUUCGGGCUUCUGUGGUCUAUGGGCUCGCUCUUGUUUGUUUCCGCGUUUGGUGUCCUCCAAGGGCCUGUUGCUUACUUGAAGCAUCUGAGCUCUAAAGAGAGACUGCCUUUUAGCAUUUUUUUCUUCACAACCUGCUUUUUGACCAUCUAUUUUGCUGCAUUUCAAAAAUCUACAGUGUUGACCAUACCGUGCGCCGUCUUACAACUGAUAGCUGUAAUCUACUACGGCAUCAGUUACUUUCCCUUCGGAGGAGCUGGCCUGAGGAUGAUUAGUUCCGUGGGUAUCAAUCAAGCUAGAGGAGCUCUGCGCAUUUAA